GGCCCAAACGCUGGAUAUCCCCAAGAAUCUCGUGAGCGUCAUAGCGAAUUGGGUGGUGUGAGCAGUGCCGACACCCACACACCACUCACCACUCACCACUCCAGCGCCCUUGCCUCGUCAGUCACCGCAAGAUAAACACAGUGAGCCAGCCAUGAGGAUCGGAGACAAACUGGAGAAUCUCAACCCUCAGGUGUUUGCCGAGGCGGACCAGCGCAAGGAGAACCCCUCAGACUGGGACGACACAGUGAGGGACCCUGUUGAUAGCAGGGAGGUGUUCGACUUGAUCCGUGGCAUUCGUGACCCAGAACACCCCCUCACUCUGGAGCAGCUCAAUGUGGUCAGCGAGGAGCAGUGUGAGGUGGAUGAUGCAGGGAACCAUGUCAAGGUGCUCUUCACUCCCACAAUCCCCCACUGCAGUAUGGCUUCCCUCAUUGGCCUUAGUGUGAGACUCAAGCUGCUCCACACACUUCCCUGCAGGUUCAAGGUGGAUGUGGUCAUCACCCCCGGGAGUCACACCUCGGAGGCCGCCAUCAACAAACAGCUGGCAGACAAGGAGCGAGUGGCAGCUGCCUUUGAGAACCCAGAUUUGCUCUCUGUGGUGAACAAGUGCAUUGCUCCACGCCCCUUGGCUGCCUCUGUGGGCUAGUGCUGGGCUCCAGGGUCAGGGUGGAGCUGGAAUUACUGGUGUAAAUAAGAUGGAGUUAUUGAUAUUGAGACAUGAGUUUAUAUAGGGAAUGUUACUGUGUGUAAUGAUUAAUGUGAUUGGAGUUGGAUGAAGGAAAUGUGGGUAAUAAUUAUGUUGGUUCUUUAUGUUGACUGUUGGUUCCUGCCCUCAAGAUGCAUUCUUUCCCUAGUGAGCCACACAACCUUAGUUUAAUCUGAAGUGUCAGUAUUGUACACAUUACAAGCUGGUGCCUUGUAACAUGUGCUGCAGAUUCAUGAGUCAGAAAUGUUUUGCUCCAUGUAUACCGAGGUUGUCUUUAGUAAAUGCAGGACAGAUAGCUUAUGUAUCAAGUCUGCAUCUCCUCAGGUGGCAAAAUUAUUGAUGUCGGGUAUAAAAGUAGUGAUAGGCAAGGAGUAAAUCUCAGUACUAAUAUGUAGCAAGAAAGUGAAAAGUGAGUUACCCCAGUGUGCAUCCAGGAUCAUUAUUUCGAGUGUGACAGCCAAUUGUUUAUUUUAUCUUGCUUAAUUAACAUAAGCUUACCAAGUGCCUGAGCCAGAGUGAGUGUUGUGGUGCAGGUUAUUCCCUUGUGUACCAGCACAGGAAGGCAAGUUUGAUGAUUUUAAUUGUAAUAUUUCUUUAUAAAGGGUGUAGUAUAGAUUCCUGGGGAUGUUUGAGGAGGAAGUGUCAUUCAUUUUAAAUACAAAAUGUUAAAUGUACAUAUGCACUUUGAGAUGGUUAGCUGUGGUGUGGAAUUCAAGUGUGGUCUGGCGACAGAUGCAGCUUAUAGAAAUCUUGACAAAAUUCCUGUAUUUAAAAUUUCAGAUCCUCACCAUGGUACCAUGAUACCUGCCUGACCUAUUGCCUGGCCACACUUGAAUCUCAUGCCACAGCUUUAACAACGCCUCAAAAUGCACAUGUACAAGGAACGUUUUCACUCAGAGCAGCCUUUACUUUCAACUGAGGCAAUAUCAGCAGAAAUUUGUGUUAUGGCCUGUGUUUAUUUCUUCAGUGAGGGAAUAGAACAAAAACCACUUGGUGCAAUAGUAUUCAGAGACAAAUACUUGUAUCAUUACCUUUUUUACUCAGUCACAGCAAGAGGAAACAUUCCCGAAGCACAUUUUUGUGUCACACGUCACUAAGCCUUUGUGUUACCCAGGGGUGCUGUGACCUCCCUUCCUCUCAGCUGUGUAGUCACCACACAAAGUGAACACAGAAGACACUAUUUGUUAGCAACACUGUUCUUAUGUUGUGUUAGAGAGAAGGGUUUUGAGAGUACAGCAAGACAACAGGAGCUGAGUUAGGUGUACAGUGAGGCAGCAGGGAACACCACCGUUGCCUUCACUUGUCAUGCUUGACUAAAAGUUCGUGUUUGGUGGCACAUUUUAUAAUUAAUGAUGAAUUACUUACAUAGUUAACUUUUCCUUAAGACAAACAUGAGUAUAUUAUUGCAAUCAAAAUACAUACCUUUAAGAGUCAUGUUUAUACAUAAUGUACAUAUUGUAACAGUCUCACCUGUGCAUCACUUGUGUGUAUGUGCACUGAAUGAGUAUGUGGCAGCAAGUGUUGGUGCCAUGAGAAGCCAGAGAGGAAUGGUGUUGGUGGUGAGUCAGGACAGGAGGCAGUGAUGCAUAGGGAGGUUCAUCACCAGUGUGGCCCAGAGGCUCACUGCUCAGUUGGAGUCCACAUUACUUGAUUCCAUAUGUAAUAUAUAACAUUACUCAAU
Portunus trituberculatus (swimming crab) is the source of this 2387-nucleotide messenger RNA. RefSeq names its product MIP18 family protein galla-2-like (gene galla-2). The record is from RefSeq and is a predicted model, not a curated record. The coding region runs from base 152 to 646 and encodes 164 amino acids. The transcript is spliced from 4 exons. Lineage: Eukaryota; Metazoa; Arthropoda; Malacostraca; Decapoda; Portunidae. Gene Ontology annotation, biological process: iron-sulfur cluster assembly.